UUGCAAUCUAUACAUGAAUAUAUUCUCGCCGGUUUGGCGCAUGGUUCAUUUUAAAUUUGUGUUUCAUUGAGGUGUUUGAAAUAAUUAAGAAAAUUAAGAUGAGUUCUUUAAUAGAUCCGAAUUUAAACGCCGAUGUUUAUAGAAAUAUGACAGCAGCCGAUAGGCCACCUGUCCCCGAUAAGCAUUUGCAGUUUAUUCUGAUUUAUAAUGAAAAAAGCGCUAUUCUUGGUGGUAGUAACAUGACAGAUCGUUACUGGAGCGGUACCGUCUGGUAUUACAACGAUAUUUCAGAUUUUAAUAGAGAUAAAGGUUUUGUUGCCACAAAAACAGAAAGUGGUGUCUGUGAUGCUAUAUAUCUAGAAGAGGAUAAAUUCGUAAUUACUGAAGAUAGUGGAGUUUUGCAAAUUUUUAGUUUAGCUGAAACAGUUGAAACAAAUUUGCAAGAAUUACAAUGCAUGGGAUAUUCUUGUCUUCACGACAGCAGUACCUUAUCUAUUUCUGCAUUUUCUGAUAAAGAUCAUGUUGUCACAGGUGGAAUGGACUGUUGCUUAAAAGUAUGGGAUCUAUCUGAAUUACUAGUAACCCAUUCAUUUGGGUAUGCACAUAUAGAUGUAGUCACUUGUGUCGAUGCACAGCCCAAAAGUACUACAGCCUUUGUGUCAACAUCAUCAGAUUGUGAGGCGUUAAUGUGGGAUAUAAGACAGUCAAAACCAGCACAAAGUAUUCUAAAAAAAGAUAUUGGUUUAACUGCGGUAAAUUGGAAUCCCAAUUCAGAUAAUAUUUUAGCAAUAGGUACCGAUGGUGGAGACGUAGUAUUGAUUGAUAUUAGAAAAACAGAUACCUCAGUAUUAGAGGAAACGUGUAUAUUGCCUAGAUCGAUACAUAAAUUAUUAUUUAACCCGAAUUCGGAAAGGUCAGAAGAAUUGGCGUGUUGUUGUGAUGAUAAUAUUGUAAAAGUACUUGAUACAAACAGUCAGCUUUCAUCCAUAUACAAAGAUGAAAGUCAUAGUGACUUCGUCCGUGGUUUAACAUGGUUUAAAGAUGCAUUAUAUUCUUGUUCUUGGGAUAAUACAGUGUUGAAACAUACAAUACAUUCGGUUCAAAAUGUGUAAUACUUAUUAAUAUACGUAUAAUUUAAACUCGGUUUAUUUGUAAGCUAGUAUUAAAUUUCAUUUCUAUACAUAAAAAUAGAUUUUUAUAUCGUA
This is a messenger RNA of Osmia bicornis bicornis, 1205 nucleotides long. RefSeq names its product methylosome protein 50-like. The transcript has 5 exons. The record is from RefSeq and is a predicted model, not a curated record. Gene Ontology annotation, cellular component: methylosome. Gene Ontology annotation, molecular function: protein binding. The coding region runs from base 99 to 1112 and encodes 337 amino acids. Gene Ontology annotation, biological process: oocyte axis specification. Lineage: Eukaryota; Metazoa; Arthropoda; Insecta; Hymenoptera; Megachilidae.